ACAAGUUCCGAGUCCUCUCCAACUCAGGGAAGAUGCAGGCGCCAACGCUUCUCCUCCUAGUGCUGUCUUCGGUCACGUUGGCUUCUGGAGCAUCUCUGAGGGAGGAGGUGGAAUCCCAGGUGUGCAGUGAAACCAUCUCAUUAGACUUCCAAGGCGACGUCCCAGGGGUGACAUGCUCCUCGACAUGUCCUGAAGGCAUGCAGACGUGGUCUGCUGGAUCAGUGUACAAGAGGCCAUCUGCACUAUCACCUUUUGGACUGAUGGUGAAAGUUGAUUACAGCAACUCUGGAGUCACAUGCAGUCUUACUGAAUCAUCAACAGAUGAAGAUCUUCUCACAAGCUACCGAGAAGAGAGUGGAAUAUGCGAGUCGUUUCCAGGAAAUCUUCAGACAUCAUCAACAAGUGGUGUAAAUACUGAACCAUCCGUGACUGGAUAUUCGUAUUCCACAGAAACUGCAGGUACAGGUCCUGAUUACACACCUGGCACAGGAAGUUCUGCAUCUGCUUCAGGAACUUCAGUUUCAUCUGGUGAAAAUACAUCUGUAACAGGUAACACUGGUAGUGAAGUUACAGCUGCUUCAGCCCCUGGAGGAUCCUCAGGCACAGGUCCUGAAAACACAGGUUCAGAGGGAACUACAGUUACAUCAGCAGAAAAUACUUCAGUAUCAGGUAACACUGGUGGUGAAGGCACAACUGUUUCAGCCCCUGGAGGAGAAACACCCUAUGAAACAGCAUCAUCAGGCACAGGUCCUGAAAACACAGGUUCAGAGGGAACUACAGUUUCAUCAGGAGAAAAUACAUCAGUAUCAGGUAACACUGGUGGUGAGGGCACAACUGCUUCAGCCCCUGGAGGAGAUACACCCUAUGAAACAGCAUCAUCAGGCACAGGUCCUGAAAACACAGGUUCAGAGGGAACUACAGUUUCAUCAGGAGAAAAUACAUCAGCAUCAGGUAACACUGGUGGUGAGGGCACAACUGCUUCAGCCCCUGGAGGAGAUACACCCUAUGAAACAGCAUCAUCAGGCACAGGUCCUGAAAACACAGGUUCAGAGGGAACUACAGUUUCAUCAGGAGAAAAUACAUCAGCAUCAGGUAACACUGGUGGUGAGGGCACAACUGCUUCAGCCCCUGGAGGAGAUACACCCUAUGAAACAGCAUCAUCAGGCACAGGUCCUGAAAACACAGGUUCAGAGGGAACUACAGUUUCAUCAGGAGAAAAUACAUCAGUAUCAGGCAACACUGGUGGUGAGGGCACAACUGCUUCAGCCCCUGGAGGAGAGACACCAUAUGAAACAGCAUCAUCUGGUACCGGUCCUGAAAACACAGGUUCAGAGGGAACUACAGUUUCAUCAGGAGAAAAUACAUCAGCAUCAGGUAACACUGGUGGUGAGGGCACAACUGCUUCAGCCCCUGGAGGAGAAACACCCUAUGAAACAGCAUCAUCAGGCACAGGUCCUGAAAACACAGGUUCAGAGGGAACUACAGUUUCAACAGGAGAAAAUACAUCAGCAUCAGGUAACACUGGUGGUGAGGGCACAACUGCUUCAGCCCCUGGAGGAGAAACACCCUAUGAAACAGCAUCAUCAAGCACAGGUCCUGAAAACACAGGUUCAGAGGGAACUACAGUCUCAUCAGGAGAAAAUACAUCAGCAUCAGGUAACACUGGUGGUGAAGGCACAACUGCUUCAGCCCCUGGAGGAGAAACACCGUACGAAACAGCAUCAUCAGGCACCGGUCCUGAAAACACAGGUUCAGAGGGAACUACAGUUUCAUCAGGAGAAAAUACAUCAGUAUCAGGUAACACUGGUGGUGAAGGCACAACUGCUUCAGCCCCUGGAGGAGAAACACCCUAUGAAACAGCAUCAUCUGGCACAGGUCCUGAAAACACAGGUUCAGAGGGAACUACAGUUUCAUCAGGAGAAAAUACAUCAGUAUCAGGUAACACUGGUGGUGAAGUUGCAACUGCUUCAGCCCCUGGAGGAGAAACACCAGGUGGAACAGAAUCCUCGGGUGCAGGUCCAGAAAACACAGGUUCAGAGGGAACUACAGUUUCAUCAGGAGAAAAUACAUCAGUAUCAGGUAACACUGGUGGUGAAGUUGCAACUGCUUCAGCCCCUGGAGGAGAAACACCAGGUGGAACAGAAUCCUCGGGUGCAGGUCCAGAAAACACAGGUUCAGAGGGAACUACAGUUUCAUCAGGAGAAAAUACAUCAGCAUCAGGUAACACUGGUGGUGAAGGCACAACUGCUUCAGCCCCUGGAGGAGAAACACCAGGUGGAACAGAAUCCUCGGGUGCAGGUCCAGAAAACACAGCUUCAGAGGGAACUACAGUUUCAUCUGCUGAAAAGACAUCAGUAACAGGAAGCCCUGGUACGAAUGGGGAAGUAUCACCUACCCAUGCUGAAAUACCAACUUUUGCAGAAUUAACUACCAUGAGACCGCACGCAAGUAGUGUUCAAGAAACAAGCGCACCUGAGGAAACCACCAAUCCAGGCUGCGUCAACAACGGAGAGACUAACAACGGCCAACAGGAAGUACCACUUUCUACCCAAGGACAUACUGCCACAACUACCACUACUACUGUGCCCACAACAACUACCACUGAACCUCCUACUACCACUGCUACUACUACUACCACCUCCACCACAACUACACCUCUAACUACUACCACUGAACCACCUACUACUACUACUUCCACCUCCACCACAACUACACCUAUGACUACCACAACCACAACUACACCUACGACAACCACAACUACACCCACAACUACCACAACCACACCUACGACUACCACAACAACAACUACACCUACUACACCUACACCUACAACCACCACAACUACACCUACUACCACAACAACUACACCUACAACCACCACAACUAAACCUACGACUACCACAACCACAACUACACCUACGACUACUACAACCACAACUACACCCACAACUACCACAACCACACCUACGACUACCACAACAACAACUACACCUACUACACCUACAACCACCACAACUACACCUACAACCACCACAACUACACCUACUACCACAACAACUACACCUACAACUACACAACAACACCUAGACUACCACAACAACAACUACAAC
Molecule: messenger RNA, 3110 nt
Organism: Macrobrachium nipponense
Lineage: Eukaryota; Metazoa; Arthropoda; Malacostraca; Decapoda; Palaemonidae
Product: mucin-5AC-like
Exons: 7
Source: RefSeq, a predicted model, not a curated record